Molecule: messenger RNA, 261 nt
Organism: Spirodela intermedia
Lineage: Eukaryota; Viridiplantae; Streptophyta; Magnoliopsida; Alismatales; Araceae
Source: the annotation of a GenBank genome assembly
AUGGCGAUGCGGAGCUUCUUCAACGAGAUCAAGGGCCUGAAGGUCCGGGAGCUUCCGGGGCACCUGAAGCCGAUGAUGUCGUUGGACUACCUGAAGAAGUCAAUCGCGAAGGGCUUCGACAGGUACCAUGACAAGUACAUCGAGACGAGCUCCAUCGAGCCCCUCUACCACGUAUGCUUCGGAGGGAUGAUUUUCUCCUAUCUCGUCGCCCUCCCUGAGGAGCGCCGCCACCUCGCGCACCAAGCGCAGCACGGCCAUUGA